AUGGCACCAGCCAGAGCGAGAUUCUGCCCUCUGCUGCUGCUCCUGCUCCUGGGGCUGUGGGUGGCUGAGGUCCCAGUCAGCGCCAAAUGCAAACACAUGACCUCAGCUCAGUGCUUUGACACCCAGCAUGUGCAGCCCAGCCCCCGGGAAUGCAAAAUGGCAAUGGGCAACAACAACAACAAGCACACAAAACACUGUAAGAGCCUCAACACCUUCCUGCAUGAAUCCUUCUCCAGUGUGGCCGCCGCUUGCCAGACCCCCAUCACAGGCUGCAAGAACAGUCACGAAAGCUGCCACCAGAGCCAGAAGCCUGUGUCCCUGACCAUGUGA
This is a messenger RNA of Phyllostomus discolor (pale spear-nosed bat), 330 nucleotides long. Its product is annotated as ribonuclease 8-like. Gene Ontology annotation, biological process: defense response to Gram-negative bacterium; defense response to fungus; innate immune response. The transcript has a single exon. The record is from RefSeq and is a predicted model, not a curated record. Gene Ontology annotation, molecular function: RNA nuclease activity; nucleic acid binding. The coding region runs from base 1 to 330 and encodes 109 amino acids. NCBI's taxonomy places the organism in Eukaryota, Metazoa, Chordata, Mammalia, Chiroptera, Phyllostomidae.